AUGUCCAGAAAAUGCCUGAAGGAGUUUGCAAAGGUAGCACGCUAUUGUUUACACACCAAACCAAAACAACGCCUUACCAUGGCGGAGGUUGUGGUCAAGCUCGAGUCUAUUCUUUCACAAGAAACAGAAAUUGCCAAUUCUGUUGUUAGUGAAGAAGGAUUCAUUUACAAACUACGAUCUCUUUUCACAGGCAAAGUUCAUACUGGAAUAAGAUGGAAUACUGAUCAAACUUGUAGAACUUUCACAUAUGCUGAACUGGCAAGUGCAACAAAUGAUUUUAAGGAGGGGGUGCUUUCCCCAACUCUAAAUGAAGCCGUUUACAAAGGAUAUGCUCCAACAGAAAGUGGUGUUGGUUUAGCGAUGUAUGUUAGGAGGAUUGAGAUUCUCUUGUACCAGACGGUCGAACUAAAAAGAUUCAAUCAUCCCCGCUUUGUAAAACUCUUGGGAUAUUGCUCCAAAAAGGAAGAACUGUUUUUUGUUUAUGAGUUCAUUCAUGGCAAAAGUUUGGCUAAAUAUCUUUACGGAGAUUUUAAUGCCCGGCUUUCGGAUUUUGCUUUUGAUUCAUACGUGUUCCAAAUGGAUCGAUAUUAUGCCGCCCCUGAGUGGUUUCGUUACAGAGCAGACAGAUUUGAUAGAUACGAAGAAACAUAUGAUAUUCUUCAUGGACUAUCGCCUACAGAUGAUUUUGCGAUGAAGAAUGAGAUGUAUGCUUUUGGAGUGGUACUGCUGGAAAUGCUAACCGGGAUGAAGGUGUAUGAUGAGGAGAGACCCCUUGGAAAAGAAGAUUUUGUGGAAUGGGCUAUUCCGUUGUUAGCAGAUGAGGUAAAUCUGAGAAUGAUUGUGGACCCACAACUUCAUCAACAUAAUGAUUGUCCUCCAAAGGGAGCAUUCAAGUUGGCUCAACUUGUUUCAACGUGUCUUCAUCCAGAAAAAGACAAACGCCCGUCAAUGGAAGACAUCUUGCAGGUGUUGAAUCAUUGUUAUCAAGAAGAAAUCAACACAGUUUGA
This is a messenger RNA of Lactuca virosa, 1008 nucleotides long. Lineage: Eukaryota; Viridiplantae; Streptophyta; Magnoliopsida; Asterales; Asteraceae. The record is from the annotation of a GenBank genome assembly.